Messenger RNA from Sorghum bicolor (sorghum), 2274 nucleotides. Its product is annotated as probable ribosomal RNA small subunit methyltransferase B. The transcript is spliced from 21 exons. NCBI's taxonomy places the organism in Eukaryota, Viridiplantae, Streptophyta, Magnoliopsida, Poales, Poaceae. The record is from RefSeq and is a predicted model, not a curated record. The coding region runs from base 105 to 1832 and encodes 575 amino acids. Gene Ontology annotation, molecular function: RNA binding; rRNA methyltransferase activity. Gene Ontology annotation, biological process: RNA methylation; regulation of DNA-templated transcription; rRNA processing.
CUGCAUUUCUAUCGUCACCACCACGCUUUCCUUUCGUUAACCUCUCGUCGGCUCGUUGCUUCCUCCCUACACUCCAGCCGCGCCAACGCCCCAAAUCCCAGCAUAUGGAGGGGGUUGCGCCCGCCGUCUCGCUGUUCCGCCCACGCGCUUCCGCACGCCCCACCAUUGUCCUCGCCGAGAAUUCCGGCAGCGCCCGGAGGAGCCCUGGUGCAGGCGGGAGGAGCAGGGGGGUUUCAAGGCUUAGUCCGGAGAUGUCUCCCGGCGGGGCCAGUCGGAGGAUGAGUAAGUUACGGAAGCACGGUAGCAGGGAGGCAGAGGCUGCAGCUCGAUCAGGAAUCACUAGAGUUCCAAACCUUGGUACUGCAGUUUCUACUAAAAGAGCAGGGAUGAGUAAGGAUACGGUUAUUAAUUUGGACGUAUCUCAUCACAGAGCGGCAGUUGCAGUGGUGAGGUUGCUAAGAAUCGAGAAGGGAAAAGCAUUUGUAGACCUUUUGAAUGAGAAAGCAAAUGAUUCUGGAGAGAAAGAGAUAGGAUAUGUGGAGAGGACGCUAGGUUUCAGCACACGCUAUUUGGAUGACAGGGACAUAAGACUGGUUACUGUCAUAGUUGCUGGAACUGUGCGUUGGAAACGCUACCUGGAUUAUCUAAUCAUGUCGCUAUGCAGUGAGGAGAAGGUUUUCAGGGAGAUGGAGCCACUGCUCCUUCAGAUAUUGAGAAUUGGCUUUUUUGAAAUUCUCAAGCUUGAUGUACCUGCUUAUGCUGCUGUUGACGAGAAUGUAAAGCUUGCUAAAGUAGCUUUAAGGCCUGGUGCUGGGAAUAUGGUGAAUGCAAUUCUGCGUAAACUUGUAUUGCUAAAGGAGACAGACUCUCUUCCUCUUCCAAAGAUAGAAGGCGAUGAUCGUGCCCAAGCUCGUGCUCUUUCUAUAAUUUAUUCUCAUCCUGUUUGGAUGGUGAGAAGAUGGAUACGAUUUCAUGGAAAAGAUGAAGCUCUAAGAUUGAUGAAUUGGAAUAACAGUGAUCCUCAUUUCAGUCUAAGGGUGAACACAUCAAAAGGCUAUACUAGGGCUGACCUUGUAAAACGAUUGGAAAGUUUACAGGUUCAUUAUGAAGAAUCGGUUAUGGAUGGAUUUGUCCGCAUUCAGGAAGGGAUGCAGGCAGUCCUACAAGCUGGAUUACUGAAAGAUGGCAUUUGUGCUGUGCAAGAUGAGAGUGCAGGCCUUGUAGUGUCUGUGGUCGAUCCACAACCUGGGGAAACAAUUGUUGAUUGCUGUGCUGCACCUGGUGGAAAGACUCUUUUUAUGGCAUCACGGUUGUCAGGAGAAGGGAAGAUACAGGCUCUGGACAUAAACAAAGGUCGCUUGAGAAUACUCAUGGAUGCAGCAAAGUUACACGGUCUAGAUGAUAUAAUCACCGACAUCCAUGCUGAUCUUCGACUAUAUGCUAAGGAAACCACUGCUAAAUAUGACAAAGUAUUGUUGGAUGCUCCAUGCUCUGGGCUGGGAGUCCUUUCCAAGAGGGCGGACUUACGUUGGAAUAGACAGUUUGAAGAUUUGGAAGAGUUGAUAUGUUUACAAGACGAGCUUCUUGAUUCGGCAUCAAUGUUGGUAAGGCCUGGUGGUAUACUAAUCUACAGUACGUGUUCAAUUGACCCUGAAGAAAAUGAAAAGAGGAUUGCUGCUUUUGUUCAGAGGCAUCCGGAAUUUGCUCCUCAGAGUGUAUGUGGGUAUGUUCCUACAGAAUUUAUCACGGAUGAAGGUUUCUAUUCCUCAAAUCCAACUAAACACUCUAUGGAUGGGGCAUUUGCUGCACGUCUUGUCCGGUCAUCACACUAAGGUUAUAGGAGUUGCCACAAGGCCACAGCUAGAUUAGUUGCAUCAUGAACAAGAAUGCUGAGGAUGCCCUGAAGAAAUCCAUUUGAUGAGUAAUGUUAUAAAUGUAUUUUUCAAGCCAAGGUACUAGAACUACACCUGCUUGAAUGGUCUGCCACUGUGCGUCUCUAUUUAGUUGAUCCUAAUGUAGUAUGACUAUGACACUUUUCUCUAAUGCUGCAAAUGGUAGAGUUAGUAGUGAUAAGCAUUUCCGGAUGGAUGCACUCAUCCAAAAUUCCAAAUGUAGCCUAACAGACAUACAUUUAGUUAACUAUGGUAUUUUAGAAAUUACUCUAGUGCAUGUUAUUUGUAGGCAAUACCCGACAAGUGUCGUCAUUACUCUGUGGAUGAAACAAGGUUUUUUAUCAGCAUGGAAGUUAUAUAUAUCAUUCCUUAUUUGCAAUCA